GGCAUGACACUUGACAUAUCUGAAGAGUCUCCAGAAACACAUAACACCAUGUGAAUUCUUUACAUCCAAGCAUCUUGACAUGUGUUGAUAUUAAAUUUUGUCAGGUGAGUAAGAUGUUAGAAUUCCCCAGUACCAAGGCUAUACUCUGGGACCGCACCCCUACUGGCUCUCCAGCACAACUUCACCUGGCCUAUUACAGGAACCCUCGCUUGAGGGUGUCAGGCAAGGUGCUGAGGCUGGUGUUACGUCACCUGGACAACUGUAGAGACUCUUCCUUCUCCUGUCUACUUCUCGGCUCAUUCACCAUUGAUGAAGAUGGUCAAGGCCUGAGUCUUGUACUAGACAGGUUUGACAGGGGACAUAACUCUGGUGAGAAUGGCCUGUGUCCUAGCACUGAAACACCUGGAGAUGUUUUGGUUCCCUUUCAGGCAUUUAAAUCAAGAGCCAAAGUGAAGAAUUUGAAAGAUCAUUAUACAAGUGCUUUAAAGUGUCUUCAUCACAGAUGUAGCAGUAAAGAUACGGUAGAUUUGGGUGGGUUUCUCCUCACCAGAGGGAGCUGCAGUAGUCAGAUGGUCCAUGAUGUGGUCACAUGUGAUGUGGAGUUUGAUGUGGUGUGUCCAUCUACUCACUUCUUGGUCACACAGAUUAACCCUGUUCCCAUAGUCCCAACGGCACUGUCCAAGAACCUGGCAGGCCCUAUGAGUCUGCAUCAUUUACAAGGGGAGCCGAAAACAGGAUACCUCACAAUGGAUCAUACCAGGAAGCUGCUAUUAGUGCUAGAGUCUGAUCCCAAAGCUUAUGGUUUACCAUUAGUUGGAAUAUGGAUCAUUGGUGUGCCCUUCAUUUAUAGCCCUUACGUAUGGGCAUGCUGUCAACGCUUCAUCUUCAAUCAGGCUAUACAAGACAGAGUAUGUGAGCCUCCUGAGCCAUUCCUGUUAGUGUUGUACAGCCCUCUACACUCCAGGCCUGAGUUCUAUGAGUGCACCACAAGGACCGGUAAAACUGAGCUGGAUUACUCCCUGUACUCUGCCUGUGAUAGGCUCCAGCUUCCCGCUUUUGGAUACAAUGGAGAAGUGAAGUUUACAGAAUUUGACACGUCACAAGUUACUAAUGGACCUAAGAUAGACCCAUUUACUGCUGCACAAGAGGCUGUCAAACAAGAGCUGUCAAGGAAAGCUGAAAAAGACGCACCUACAAGUGAAAAUGCAUUUGUGUUAUCUAUGGAAGAUAUUACCCCCAGGGCAAUGCCCUCCCCACACCCCACACAGAUGCCCAUUAUUGACACCAUGGUUCCAGAAGUGUCGUUGAUGUUUCAUGACAGUGACAAGAGUUGGGUGAACAGGGCGAGGCCUGGUUUGGCUGGCCCCAAUGACCAGGGACCUCCACACAGUCUUCCUGUGGACACUACAGCAGCUGGGAGCAGGAGAGCAGGCAUGUCACGUUGUGGAAGUAUGCCUAACCUCCACAACCCUCGCCCUAACUUUGCAAUUACAGAUGCUCAGCUGUGUUAUACUGACAGAUUUACUAAACCUCAUCCAAGAGGAGCAACACCCAGUGGGCAAGGGAGGGGUGUAUUACAGCCAGGGUCAGGGCGACGGCUUCCUCUGCCCCCACGCCCUGCCCAUUUUGCCCAGGCGUAUAACCCUAGGUCUUACGGCCCUACUCAACGGCCACAGCAUUGCCCGGUGACAAAUAACUCUAGUGUUGGAUACCUGAGGGCUGCUCAGCCAGGACACCACUCCUCAGCAGAACAUCAUCAAAGUCAUACCCAUGCUCCACCAGUCACUUCUGUACCUUCUGUAGUCAGACAACCUAUACUGAGGCAGUGUAGACCUUGGUCAGCCAGAUCUUACACCAUAGGACCCCUGACUGUUCCCCAUCACCCAGCUCCCCAGUCGUGGGACCAGCCCAACCCUACCCAUCCCCAGGGCGUUUCCUAUAGGCCUGUAGUACAGUCAGCUCAACCUACCGCUCAGGCGUACAGACAGAAUUGUCAUCAAGCCGCUCACCCUACCUUCUACCCCCAACAACCCAGCUACCCUCCACACCCCUCGCAUGUCCCAGCACAGCCAGUACAGAUGCGCCCAGCUAGAGCUGUGCACUUCCAGCCUGCCCAGCAGUAUGAGAAUUACAAUGUAUCACCAGCCCCUACCCCCCAGCUGUACUGCCCUCGGUUGUCUAUACCCACCCACCCAGCUCAGGUACAGAGUACACCAGGCUCAGCUCAGCAGUAUGAGAACUACACCUCCCAGCCCAAUCGCCUUCAGUUACCUGGACCCCACCCGACUCAAGUACAAAGUACACACAGCACAGUACCCCUGCAGGUGAGCAGUGGUACGACAUGCCCAGGGGCUGGCAGUGCUGUACAACAGAGUAAUGUGGGCUACCCAGUUAGCUCAGUAAAUGCCACUGCUCGUCAUCUGGAUAGAACAGUACAAGAUGGAACUGCAGUGCAUCAAAGCAAUAGGACAGUUCAUUAUAGCACAGCAGGCCUUCCUGGAAAUAGUGGCCAUAGAGUACAGCCCGGUAACACUGUUGAUUCUGGCAGCACAGUACACAACCAGGGCAAUUCCAGUAUUCCACAGCUGGUAUAUGUACAUCAGGCACCUGUGAGCAGUAACACUGUAGCAGCACCGUCGUUGGUGACGCCCAGUGCCCCAGGUCCCAGUCUCCAUGUGACUGACCAGGCCAAUCUGACGGACAACAGUUGUCGGUCAAGCCAGGACAGUGGUCUUAGUGUCACCCCGGAUCGCCCCACCAGUAAGGGCGAGUCCACCAGCCCUAAAUCCACCCUCGCAGCCAACCCUACAGCUCUGACGCUGUCCAGCCUGACAAACAGCCCUAGUUUUAACAGCGUCCCUGCUGAGGUCUACCAGCUGUUGUUACAGCAAGACUCACAGCUCAAACUGAUGCAAGCUCAGAUACAGGAGCUGCUUAAGGGCCAGUCUCCCAAGUCCUCUUCUGCAUCACCCAAGUCAUCAUCUCAGAGCUGUUCAGUGGCCAUUAACACCAGCCUGUGUGAGUCAAGAGGCAAUGAGGCAGUCCUCACAGAGCACGAAUCUACAGGUAUACAGACCAGCCUGCUGAACAGAGUUAUGUCCCCUGUCAAACAAGCCACUGAUACACCACCAUCAAAAAGUGGAGCCACAACACCAGCAGAGGUGCGACAUCGGGGUCCUCCGCAGCUGAACAGCACAGCAAGGUUUGACUCGGGCGAUGUCCUGAUGUCAGCUGACCUGACCACUAUGAUGAACAACGUUGGCCUGGAGAAAACAGACGACAGCAUCCAGUCUGACAUGAUUGUAGACCUGCCCAGCUAUCACUCAUCUCCCACCAGGUCGCGGGAAUCUAGGGCUGACCUUUCAGAAAGUCCGAUCAGUGCCAGUAUGGUGGACGGCACAGGAGAGCAGAUUGAGGCUGGUGAACCAGUAGAAGAGCGGUCCGAACAGGAACAGCAGGAGUAUUAUAACCAGCUCAUGGUAAACAUUCAGAAGCUGUUACAGCAGAACAGUGGUGAGGAGGAAGAGGAUACCCUACAGCCAGAUGAGGAAUGUGAGGAUUACCAUAAGGAUCAGGGACACUCCUCAUUCAGCAUACAGGAGGACUCGGGUUCUCACAGCCUCAGUCAGACUGCUCCGCCCUCACCGACCAAGCUCCUGGGUAUCACACAGGAUGCGGACAAACUCAACUCCUUACUCAGGUUUGGGGCUUCUGUGGGUACUUUGGACACGACAUUCAUUCCCAAGAUAAACUAUGUGUCCAUGUUCCUGGAUUCUGAUAGCGACUCCUCCAUGGAGAUCAAUGCCAUGGCUAUGAAGUACCUGAAAGACGAACAGCUGACCCAGAUGGCCAAGCUGCGGGCAGCCGCAUGUGUGAACGGUGCAAAGAAUGGAAGAAAGACAGCCUUACUCCAGCAGGUGCUUCAGACAGGUGCCAAGACGACACCUAAUGUUACCCAGUAUGGCAUGUCACCCAAUGACAUGACAUUUGCCACCAAAAAGUACAUGCAGAAGUAUGGGCUUUUGAGUGGGUCACAGUGUGAGAGCAGCAAACCUUCCCCUGCCCCCUCCCCAUCAGGUUCGCUGCGGCAGGGACAAGGUCAGGGCAGCUGUAAGAGGCCAAAGUCUGCCCAGGUGAUGAGGACAAACUCUCCCUGUGUGCUCAGCCCAAGUCCUUCAUGUCAGGCCCCACCAAACAGUCAACAGAGUGAGCUUUACGAGAGCUAUAUUAAUGUGAUCAGUUGCUCUGUGAGGAAGAACUCGUACAGAGAAACAGCCAAUCAGACCCUAGGCUCUCCAGACAAACUGCUAGAGUACAGAAUGCAAGAAAGCCUUGUACAAAGGACACCUGUGCCAUCUUCCAAACGAACUACUGCUUCCACUGCUCGUAAACAGGUGCCCCCUCAGGUGCCAGAGUCUCCCAGGGAUCCACAGGGGAAGACUCAGAGACAGAACAGUGCUGCUGGAGAACUUGACCCAGAACUAGCUGGCAAAAGUCAGCUAGAAAUAGAUACUAUACUUGAUGUACGCCGAUUAAAACAGUUACCUAAACUUCUGUGACCCAGGCCUUAUACAUAGAAUGUCAGCUCAUCUCUUCCACUCCCUUGUGCACACAUGAUCCAAACUCAAUAGAAAAACUAUUUAAGUCAAAAGAAUGUAUUUUAUCCUUAUUUAUUAAUUAACUUUAUUUAUUGUAGACAAAACUUUUUUUUAUUUUAGAUUUCCUGUCUUCUUGAUAUUGUAUUCUGAUGACAAAGAUCCUGAUUAUUACUUUGACAAGCUUAACUCACAUUGGAAAACGAGGUAAAGUCAGACAAAGACCCAUCACCCAGUGUCACAAAGCACUUUUAACGUUCUGAGCUUUCAACUACCAGGACGAUGUAAUGCCUACUGUAUUGGUUGGUGUGAUAUUUGAGUGAACGUAAUGUAAAGAGCGCUUCGUGAAAGCUGGCCCAUGUCCAUAUAGCGUAGGGACGUAUUUACCGGUAAAUAAAACUCGUCACCUGGAAUCUUGCUGUCAGAAUUAGAGGAGUCAUUUGACUAUGAAAACUGAUUACAACAAACAUAUCAGUGGUAAUGAGUUGUUCUUCUCUUGGUCAAAGCCAAUGCCAAAACUAAGUGUGAGUGAUAGAAGUUAAAAGUGAUACUGCAACGAGUCACAGGGCUCUAAUCUUGUUAGUUCUUUAUUAAUCCUGAAAUGUCUUAUUGGCCAGAAAAGACAUGUACAUAUCUGAAAUAAAAAUACAGACAAAUCCCUUGACAUCCCACAUGUUCAAGUCUUCAGUACAUUCCCAUGAAGUGAGUGUGGACAAUUUUACAGGCAGCAUUUAUACCUUACACUUAGUCCAAAUGUGGCAGAUGGUAUGGUAGCAAUAGAUAGUCAUAGAUAUCUGUGGCAUUUUUUAUAUAGAAAGAUUCAUUCAUGGUUUGUUUUAUCUUAGAAAGGCAUUUUGUAGUGAAAGUUUAGCUUUUCGACAUACGAAUCAUGAAUGUCUAUCUGCAUACAUGCACCUUCCCCAUGUCUGAGUUAAAAUGUACACAGGUGUAUUAACCUGAUCAGUAGAAACAUAAUCUAUUUAUUUUCCUCAUUUCAACACCAUUAAAUUGAAACUAUGUUCUGUAUUUAUCAUUAAAAAAACUGUUUUUGUUACCAUAUUGCAGUCAAAUAACAUCAAAAGCAAAGCCCUCCUCUGGUAAGAUGUGUAAAUCACCAGUGACAUGUAAAUCACCAGUAAGAUGUCUUCAUCAAUUGUAAAAUGUCUAAAUCAGUGGUCAUUCGAUAAGGACCUGAACUUUUCUCAUUUGCAUCUUGGUCAUGCAUAUAUAAGACAAAACUCAGGACAUUUGCCAUAUUAAAGCAGAAAAGGUGUGUUGAUUCUGAGUUAACAUUAAUGUAAGGUACACAUAUGAUUGAUAUUAAUUGUGCUUUGGUGAAUUUUGUCCAAAAAGCUCCAAGAUCAAAGGUAGAAAGUUUGAAGUAUAAUACCUGAGAGGGUUAUCACUUAUAGUUGUUAACGGAAUUUUGAAUCCAGUUCAAAAGGUGCAUUUACAAAGACCAACAUGAGAGGUACUUCUUGUCAUCAUUAAUAAUGAGCAUUUACUUUUAAAGGAUGUAAAUUAUGUAGAUAAACCCAGAAUGUAUGUACAUGUAGAAAAAUGAUCACUGUACAGCAGUAUCUUCAUAGAAACAUGCAUUGUUUAUCUGAAGAUGGUACAUAUAUUUAGAAAAAUUGUAAUUGUCCAACAUUUAAU
Messenger RNA from Liolophura sinensis, 6251 nucleotides. Its product is annotated as SCL-interrupting locus protein homolog. The record is from RefSeq and is a predicted model, not a curated record. The transcript is spliced from 16 exons. Gene Ontology annotation, cellular component: microtubule organizing center. The coding region runs from base 114 to 4559 and encodes 1481 amino acids. NCBI's taxonomy places the organism in Eukaryota, Metazoa, Mollusca, Polyplacophora, Chitonida, Chitonidae. Gene Ontology annotation, biological process: mitotic spindle organization; smoothened signaling pathway; microtubule organizing center organization.